AUGUAUUAUCUUACGGUUGUAGUUCUACAGGGAUUUAAAAAUAGUUACGCACAAGGAGCGUGCCCGCUCCGACAGGACUUAAAGAGUCCCAAUCUAAGUAUCUGUAUCUAUGGUGGAGGUGAUAGGAGGGGCCAGAUCAACCUGGUGAAGGAUGGCGUGGACAUCGUGAUUGCUACACCAGGCCGCCUCAAUGACCUACAGAUGAAUGAGCUCAUCAACCUCCGCUCCAUCACCUACUUGGUGCUGGACGAGGCUGACCGUAUGUUAGAUAUGGGCUUUGAACCCCAAAUUAUGAAGAUUCUUCUGGACAUCCGUCCAGAUCGACAGACUGUCAUGACCAGUGCAACUUGGCCCACAGGUGUGAGACGACUGGCCAAAUCCUACCUAAAGAAUCCCAUGAUGGUUUAUGUGGGCACCCUGGACUUGGCUGCUGUUAACACGGUGCAGCAAACGGUGCUGAUUGUUCGCGAAGAGGAGAAAAAGUCGUAUCUGUUUGACUUCAUCAGAAACAUGCAACCAGAGGAAAAAGUAAUCAUCUUUGUUGGCAAGAAGCUUGCAGUUGAUGACCUGUCCAGCGAUAUGUGCCUUCAAGGUUUGGCUGUGCAGAGUCUCCAUGGUGACCGUGAACAGUGUGACCGUGAAGAAGCUCUCAAGGACUUCAAAACAGGUCGAGUUCGUAUCCUCGUGGCCACAGAUUUGGCAUCUCGAGGGUUGGAUGUCCAUGACGUACACGUCUUCAACUUUGACUUCCCACGUAACAUCGAGGAAUAUGUUCAUCGUGUAGGUCGCACUGGCAGAGCAGGACGUUCAGGUGCUGCUGUGACCCUGGUGACAAGAGAGAACUGGAGAAUGGCACCUGAGCUAAUUCCCAUCAUGGAGCGAGCAGGACAGGAUAUCCCAGAGGAGCUGUUGCUUAUGGCAGAAAGGUAUCAAAAGCACAAGAAAGAGAAGGAAAUGUCCAAUCCAAGGGGAGGACAGGGGCGAGGAGGAGGGAGAAGAAGUGGUGGAACAGACCGUGGCCAAAACUGGGGGUUCUAAUACAGAGCUGUCCAUGCUGGAGCAAGGUCUCAAUCUACCUGUGUUAUUUCUUUUUAAUGUGCAUUUCAGUUCUUUAUUUUCUGUUAUUGAAAGGUUUGUUUGCUGGAUUAUAUCUAUGAUCAUUUGGUGGCAACUUGCACCUAAUUGUUUUCUUGUCUUAAAAGAAUUUAAAAUGCACAUUUUUCUCUGCCAUAAACUUAUUAGUCUGUUAUCAUUCAGAAUAUUUUGUGUUAUCUCUUGGUUGUGGAAAGCUUAAUAAAUUAUCUUAAAA
Molecule: messenger RNA, 1309 nt
Organism: Oreochromis aureus
Lineage: Eukaryota; Metazoa; Chordata; Actinopteri; Cichliformes; Cichlidae
Product: probable ATP-dependent RNA helicase DDX43
Molecular function (GO): RNA helicase activity; ATP binding; RNA binding
Source: RefSeq, a predicted model, not a curated record